CAGAAGGAGGCCUCAUUGUCCCAUCCUUACUGAAGUCAGCCGGGUAUCCACUGGGGGCCUGGGGACAAAGUGUGGUGUGGCCGAGGAAAGGGACUGGAGGAGCACCCACAGGAAGGAGUGGGCGGGUGGACUCCAUGCUAAAUGAAAGGGCACAGAAGAAAGAACAAGGGCUCUCUCCAAGGCAGCAAGCAGAGAAGCCGCUGCCUUUCUGCCAGUAGCACCUGACCACCCAGUCCCUUUGGGGAACCAGCUACCAGACCAGUUCGGUAUCCAGGGAGCUGUCCUCAGCAGUACCACCAUGUCCCGGCCCAGCAGCAGAGCCAUUUACUUGCACCGGAAAGAAUAUUCCCAGAGGCUGACCUCAGAGCCCACCCUUCUGCAGCACAGGGUGGAGCACCUCAUGACAUGUAAGCUGGGAACACAGAGAAUCCAAGAGCCCAAGGAUGUCCUGCAGAAGCUUCAGGAGAUGGAUGCACAGGGCCGGGUGUGGAGCCAAGACUUGAUCCUGCAAGUCAAAGAUGGCUGGCUCCAGCUGCUGGACAUUGAGACCAAGGAGGAGCUGGACUCUUACCGCCUGGAUAACAUCAAGGCCAUGGACGUGGCUCUCAACACUUGCUCCUACAACUCUGUCCUGUCCAUCACUGUACAGGAGUCUGGACUUCCAGGCACCAGCACUCUGCUCUUCCAGUGCCAGGAAGUAGAGGCACAGCGGCUGAAGACCAGCCUGCAGAAGGCCCUGGAGGAGGAGCUGGAAGAAAGCAGACCUCGAUUUGGAAGCCUUUACACCGGCCAGGAGAAAUGGAAGGGGCCUCCUCUGGAAAGGCCACUCCCUAAGGAGCAUGUGCCUCCCCCAGAGCGGGGGUCCCCUCCAGAGCAGCUCCACCGAGUGACCCCAGAGCACACUAUCCCACCAUCCCCGAAGCCUCUGCCGCACUACCCCACUGCCCACGACCCAAGUGCCUUUGCUCUGUCUCCUCGAGGGCGGUCACCAUCACCUGAGCAACCAGGGAGGGACGAGGAGGUGCUGAACCACGUCCUAAGGGACAUCGAGCAAUUCGCAGGAAGGCUGAAGGAAGCUCAGGCAAAGACCAGCCGUAAGAAGAAGAAGAAACUUGGAAAAAAGAAGAACAAAGCUCAGGGGGGAAUAACACAGGACCAAUACAUUGACUGCUUCCAGAAGAUCAAGUACAGCUUCAACCUCCUGGGGAAGCUGGCCCUCAGGCUUACGGAUACAAAUGCCCCUGAGUUUGUGCAUAUUCUCUUCCAAACGCUGGACUUCAUCCUGACCCAGUGCCCUGAGGAUGGACUUGCAGCUCAAGUGAUCUCUCCCCUCCUCACCCCCAAAGCCAUUGGCCUGCUGCAGUCAUGUCUAAAUCCAUCUGAGAGCAACCUCUGGAAGGGGCUGGGAACAGCCUGGACCACCAGCCUGGCCGACUGGACAGGUGAGGAGCCCCCACCCUACCACCCCACAUUCUCUGAUGGCUGGCAGCCUCCAGAGUCCUCUUUCCAGGCACCCAUAAGACACCAGGACUCCGAUUCCUUCCGCCAUCCUGGAUUAAAUAGCUCCCCACACUUUGCUGAGGACGAAAUAUACAACCAUGGCCGCCAUCCCGAGGACCCCAACCACCGCUCCUCCAGCCCCAGACCAGGAAAGCCAACUCUGAAAAUGCAAGUCCUAUAUGAGUUUGAGGCGAGGAACCCGCAGGAACUGACUGUGGUCCAGGGAGAGGUGCUGGAGGUUCUGGACCAGAGCAAGCGGUGGUGGCUGGUGAAGAAUGAGGGGGGACAGAGCGGCUACAUUCCCAGCAAUAUCCUGGAACCUCUGCAGUCCGGGGCCCCUGGGAACCAGGGCCAGUCAUCCCAUCGGGCGCCAAUGCUUCGACUUAGCUCAAGACCUGAGGAGGUCACAGCCUGGCUACAGGCAGAGAACUUCUCCACUGUUGAAGACCCUCGGGUCCAUGAUGGGAAGCCAGCUACUUCGCAUGAGACCUGGGGAGCUGCAGAUGCUGUGUCCCCAGGAGGCCCCACGGAUCAUGGCCCGGCUGGAGGCUGUCAGAAGGAUGCUGGGGAUAAGCCAUUAAGACACUUGCUGAGAAACCUCCAAGACCAAGGACUUCACCUUACAGGAUGGAAUACUGGAUCCACUUUUGAACCUGAGAACUCCAACCUCCCAGUUUACAGCAAACCACACAUCCCAGCUCUCUCCGCAACAGGGUGAACAGGCCCUAGUGCCGCAGCAACUGGUACCCUUCCUGUGCUGUUAGGAAUGCUUCCCAAUUUCUACCUAUUUAUUUUCCCUCUUUCCUAAACCCGGCACACUUAUGUCUAGGCUUGUCG
Molecule: messenger RNA, 2337 nt
Organism: Octodon degus (degu)
Lineage: Eukaryota; Metazoa; Chordata; Mammalia; Rodentia; Octodontidae
Gene: Eps8l3
Product: EPS8 like 3
Exons: 20
Coding region: 299-2218 (639 amino acids)
Biological process (GO): regulation of Rho protein signal transduction; Rho protein signal transduction; positive regulation of ruffle assembly
Cellular component (GO): ruffle membrane; vesicle; plasma membrane
Molecular function (GO): actin binding
Source: RefSeq, a predicted model, not a curated record